AUGAAACACCUGCUGCUGGUCACCCUGUCUGCCCUGUUCUGCUGCUGGGUCUCAGCUGACACUAGAUGUCACUCCUGCUACAAGGUCCCCGUGCUGGGCUGUGUGGAUCGCCAGUCCUGUCGUCUGGAGCCAGGCCAAAAAUGCCUGACGACAAACGUGUACCUUGGAAAGAUGUGGGUUUUCUCUAACCUGCGCUGUGGCACACCGGAGGAGCCCUGUCGAGAGGCUUUCAACCAAACCAACCACAAGCUGGGCCUGAACUACAACACCACCUGCUGUGACCAGGACAACUGCAACAGCCCGGCUCCGAGGCCCACACCUGCGCUGGCCUUGGUCACCCUCGCCUCCGUGGCCGGCCUUGGCCUCUGGCUGUUACACUGAGAGUCACUCCACGGCUGCUCGCUUCCCAUCUGUCAGCUGAGUCUUUCUCCCCGUGCCCUUAGAACUCCAGCUCUCCAGAAUGUUCUCCCGACCCCUGGCUCCUUUCUUCUGAAGAUCAUUCCCCUAUUGUCCCAUUUAUUCCAUGGGACCGUGCCUAGAGUGGUCUUUCCAGCCGCUCGUCUCAGCUGGCAUCCUCCGUUUUAUACCAAGUCCUUCCCCACUUCCUUGGAGACCCCUCUGUCUCCUUCAUGGGCCACUGAAAGGGCCCCCUACCUGGAUGCACACCGGUGUGACCCUGGGAUGAGCUCCGGAAGUGCUACCGUCUUGUCUCCAGUGAGUGAUCCCAAAGGACCCGCUAACCUCGCUGCAUGGGGUUGAUUCAUCCAAACCUCUGCUCA
Messenger RNA from Microtus oregoni (creeping vole), 779 nucleotides. RefSeq names its product lymphocyte antigen 6 family member G6C (gene Ly6g6c). NCBI's taxonomy places the organism in Eukaryota, Metazoa, Chordata, Mammalia, Rodentia, Cricetidae. The transcript has 3 exons. Bases 1 to 381 code for a protein of 126 amino acids. The record is from RefSeq and is a predicted model, not a curated record. Gene Ontology annotation, cellular component: external side of plasma membrane; protein-containing complex.